Messenger RNA from Cyprinodon tularosa, 1777 nucleotides. RefSeq names its product interleukin 1, beta (gene il1b). Lineage: Eukaryota; Metazoa; Chordata; Actinopteri; Cyprinodontiformes; Cyprinodontidae. The transcript has 6 exons. Gene Ontology annotation, biological process: inflammatory response; neutrophil activation; regulation of non-canonical NF-kappaB signal transduction. The coding region runs from base 68 to 853 and encodes 261 amino acids. The record is from RefSeq and is a predicted model, not a curated record. Gene Ontology annotation, molecular function: cytokine activity.
AAUAAAUUCUCAGGAGAAAGUCGGUCUGAUCAUUGCAAUCAUUGCAGCAACUAAACACCAAAGCUCAAUGGAUCACUUUGAUUUGGAUGCUCUGGAGAGCCUGUCUCAGUACACAUCUCCUGUUGGCAACACCAAGAAUAUGCAGUGUGAAAUCAUUGAGCUUAGCAACAGUCUGGACCUGAUGGUUACACGCAACAGGAAGACCAUGAAGGGCGUCGCUAACCUGGUGCUCGCUCUCAACAAGCUGAGCAAGUUCAAGUUUGACAGAGACCUCAGCAAUGCUCAGCUCUGCAACACUAUCAUGGACUGUGUGAUGGAAGAAAUAGUAGUUGAGAAAGGCAGCAGCUUCUGCACAGAAGAGAAAAACUUCAACUAUUCUAGGCUUGUGAAACAUGUAGAGCUAAGUGACGAAUACAAGAAAGAUCUCAUUCAGAAUUCAGAAGAGUUCAGGCUGCAGGCCAUCACCCUGAAAGGCGGAUACUGUGAUCUUAAAGUGAAUUUUGAAAUGUCCUGCUACAGACCUGCAACCUGCUACCCCAACACGGGUUUUACGGUCCACCUAUCAAUCAGGUCUGACUCCAAGAAGUUGCAUUUGUGUUGCUCUAAACCAGAUGAUAAAGUGUUGCUGUUUCUGAAGGAUUGCAGUGACAAGUGUUUGAGCCCAGAUGAACAAAUGCAUGACUCCCUUUUCAACAAGUCCAUGGUGUGUCGAGAUAUGGCCACCUUCGAGUCAGUGAAGUACCCAGGCUGGUUCAUCAGCACUGCCUUUGAAGAACGGGAUGACUCGGUAGAGAUGUGCCAGGCAGACACUGCCUUUCGUGUCACCUCCUUCAAUUUUCGUUUUAAAGACUGAUUUUGGAUUAAUGCUCAGUGGCUCAGUGUGUAGCACUGCCGCCUUGCAGCAAGAAAUUCUGGGUUCGAUUACCAGCCCAGAGUUUGCAUGUUCUCCCUGAGCGUCCAUGGGUUCUUUCUGGGUACUCUGGCUUCCUCCCACAGUCUUAAAACAUGACUGUUAGGUUAAUUGGCUUCUCUAAAUUGUAUGGAUGGAUGGAUGGAUGAUUUAGAAUGAAUCUGUACUUCACCACUAGAUGGAGCAAUAUAUUCCUUUUUACCUGUAGGUUGCAGUUUUUAGCAGCCAAAAAAAAAAGUUAAUGAAAAAAAAAUAACUUUCCUUCUGGAAAAAUUAGGAAUACUUUUUUUUCUUUUUCGUUUUAGUAUUCUCUUUUUCUUCUGGAAAUCAUGUAAAAGGAUAUUCCUUAAAUCAUUAUUGUAAUGGUCUUUUUGCCGGUAGUCUUACUUUUUGUAAAUAUUUUUUUCAUUAUUUGAGUUUUAUUAAAGCUAAAAUAAUAAUAAUCUAAAGGAUUUGUUUAUUUUUAUAAAUGUUACCUUAUUUUGUUUUUUUGUGUUAAUCUAUAUAAAAUGCAUCUUUGACCUUUAAUCCAAAGGAUCAGUUAUUAUCAGAACUAUAAGCUACUUAGGAGAAAGACGACCAUUCUGGAUCCUUCAGAGAUGAUGGUGUUGAAACAGAGGAAAGAGGCAAAAAGCGAUGAUGUUGUAGAAGUCCACAGAUGUUCUCUGAAGAGGCCUUCAACUCUAUUUUUUAUUUCUGUUUUUUCUGCUUCCUUGUCUUGGUUGUGCUUUACAGGAGAAACAUGUACUAGAAGAGCUAGUUUGCUUUGAAUGUUCUGCUUCCCUAAAAGUUAUAAUCUGUAAAUAAAUAAAUCUUUGUUACUGUUGGAUCAUGUCAUUUAAUUUUUGUAAUAAUAUAAUAAAAAGU